CGAGUGUCCAGGUCUACAUUCAUACCCCCUGACUACUCAUUUUAUUUCAGGCAGGGCUUUAUAUUCCAAAGUGUAUUUACACUGGGAAACUCUUUGUCUAGCUGAAGGUUUUUAGAUAUCCUUUUGAGCCUUGUGAUAUUUGUGAUCAUUUUGCGUAUAUAUCUACCCCGCAAUUGUCACCAUGUCCGCUUCUCUGCCUUCAGAUCUGCCCCCGAGGGAUGUUGACCGCGAUUCCGUUUCCUCUGGUGAUUCCGAUGUUAGUGAUGAAGAAGGCUGGGAGGAUGUUGAGCCCGAUGAUGAAACGCAACCCGUGGUCGGACUCUUCUCCGACAAAAUAUAUCCCGAUGCUCGGUCUAUGCUCAAAGAAAGCAAGGACAAGCACAAUUUUGAUAUACGGAGGAUCCAGAAGGAGUUCGACCUGGACUUCUUGGAGACCAUCAAAUUAGUUAACUACGUUCGCUCCCAGGUUAAAUCUGGAAAUAUGACUCCCGACGUUUCCUCCAAAGACAAGUUUGAAGACGAGAUCUACCUAAAGCCAGUUCUUGAGGACGAUGCGCUUUUGUACAGCUUGGACGAUAUCGAAGAGGGUGAAUUAGAAACCACAAGCGGCACAGAAGCUGACAGACGCGUGAUUGAGCUCCAGGAGGAUCUAGAGCGCCUACAAAGUCAAUUUUCGGAAUAUAGACUGGCGGUGCAAAAAUCAUUGGAGGAACAGUUGACGAAGGAGGACGAGAAGCUUGCUCCCGUUGAGCAGUCUGCGAAACGCGCUACCAAGAUUGAGGAAAUUGAUUCGGACUACUUCACCUCCUACGCGUACAAUGGGAUUCACGAGUCCAUGCUCAAGGACGCGAUUCGUACCGACUCGUACCGCGACUUUAUUUAUGAUAACAAGCAUAUCUUCAAAGACAAAGUCGUCCUGGAUGUUGGCUGUGGCACCGGGAUUUUAUCUAUGUUCUGUGCUAAAGCUGGCGCUAAGAAGGUGAUUUCGGUUGAUAAUUCGAAUAUCAUCGACCGUGCCAAAGAGAUCAUCUACGAGAACGGAUUUGGCGAUGUUAUCACGUGUAUCCGGGGUAAGAUCGAGGAAGUCACGUUGCCUGUUAAGCAGGUUGAUAUCAUUGUUUCUGAGUGGAUGGGCUAUGGUCUCUUGUUCGAAGCCAUGUUUGAUUCGGUCAUCUAUGCCAGGGACCGCUAUCUCGCCCCCGACGGACUCAUGGCCCCAUCGCAUGCUACACUUCGUGUUGCUCCGUUUGCUGAUUCUGAUUUCGUCGCGUCGCAUAUUGGAUUCUGGCACAAUGUCUACGGCUUUAAUAUGAAGAGCAUGCUUACCGGUAUUUAUGACGAAGCCCUCGUGAGGACUGUGCCACCUUCUACAAUCCCCGCGGAAUCGGAAAUUUUCCUCACGCUCCCAUUGCAUACCAUCACCGUUCAGGAACUAUCUUUCUUGAAAGAGUUUGAGGUCACCAUGAAAGAGGACGUCGACUCACUGGAUGGCUGGGCUAUCUGGUUUGAUAUCUUCUUCAUGCCAUCCAGGGACUCUGCCAUUCCAGAUAACGCCAUCCCUUCGGAAAUGCAGAAGAAGGGGGUUGUAGCUUUUACUACGGGUCCGGAUGGAAAGGAGACUCACUGGCAACAAACUAUUCUCCUGAUUGACCACGGCAAGAAGAAACCUGUCGCUUUGAAAAAGGGACAGACGAUUAAGGGCAAGGUCGGUUAUCAGAAGAAGGAGAAGGAUGAAAAAUCUCGAUCCCUGGAUAUCACCCUGGAAUGGGAUGUGCAACAGGGUGAGAAGGGUGCUCAGCAAUGGGCGUUGCAGUAAUUUAUAGACCCCAAAUCAAAAGUUUUUGCUUCUUGUUCCCUCAUCUGCUUCAAG
Messenger RNA from Aspergillus ochraceoroseus IBT 24754, 1870 nucleotides. RefSeq names its product protein arginine methyltransferase RmtB. NCBI's taxonomy places the organism in Eukaryota, Fungi, Ascomycota, Eurotiomycetes, Eurotiales, Aspergillaceae. Gene Ontology annotation, biological process: peptidyl-arginine methylation. The transcript is spliced from 4 exons. The record is from RefSeq and is a predicted model, not a curated record. Gene Ontology annotation, molecular function: protein-arginine N-methyltransferase activity. Gene Ontology annotation, cellular component: nucleus. Bases 182 to 1816 code for a protein of 544 amino acids.